Molecule: messenger RNA, 1371 nt
Organism: Lasiodiplodia theobromae
Lineage: Eukaryota; Fungi; Ascomycota; Dothideomycetes; Botryosphaeriales; Botryosphaeriaceae
Product: Ubiquinol-cytochrome c reductase complex core protein 2
Exons: 4
Coding region: 1-1371 (456 amino acids)
Cellular component (GO): mitochondrion
Molecular function (GO): metal ion binding
Source: RefSeq, a predicted model, not a curated record
AUGCUGUCGCGCCAGUCUGUCGGACGCCACGCUCAGCGUGCCCUGCGCCGCCAAUGCGCCCAGCCCGCCGGCCGCCGCGGCCUCGCAGCUCCCGCCUCAGGCUCUUUCCAGUACCAGACCGGCGACCAUUCCGGCGUCAAGUUCGCCAGCCGUGACCUGGCCGGCCCCACCACCACUCUGGCCCUCGUUUCCAAGGCUGGAACCAGGUACCAGCCGCUGCCUGGCCUGACCGAGGCCCUGGAGAAGUUCGCCUUCAAGAGCACCAACCGCAGAUCUACCCUCCGCAUCGUCCGCGAGUCCGAGCUACUUGGCGCUGAGCUUCUGCCCUACCACUCCCGCGAGAACCUCGUCCUCGCUACCAAGUUCCUCCGCGAUGACCUGCCCUACUACGCCGAGCUGCUCGCCGAGGUCGCGACCCAGACCAAGUUUGCCCCGCACACUCUCCACGAGGAGGUCAUCCCCCUCAUCCAGAUGGCGCACCAGAAGGGCCUCGCCAACACCAACGAGCUCGCUCUGAACUCCGUCCACGGCCUGGCCUUCCACCGUGGCCUGGGCGCUCCCAUUGUCCCGACCUCGUCCGCCGGCUACUACAAGUACAUCGAGCCCGAGACGGUCGCCGAGUUCGCCGCGCAGGCUUACGCUAAGCCCAACUUCGCCAUUGUCGCCAACGGUGCUGAUCACAGUGAGUUGAGCAAGUGGGUCGGCGAGUUCUUCACCGAUGCGUCUACGACCAAGGCCCUUGAGUCCCCCCAGACCAAGUACUACGGUGGCGAGGAGCGUAUCGCGCACGCUGGCAAGAACACCAUCAUCAUCGCUUUCCCCGGCUCGAGCUCCUACACCGGCGGCUUCUACAAGCCCGAGAUCUCGGUCCUGGCUUCUCUCCUUGGCGGCCAGUCUCAGAUCAAGUGGACCUCUGGCUUCUCUCUCCUGUCCAAGGCCAGCGACCAGUUCCCCGGCGCCAAGGUCGACACCAAGAGCCUCAUCUACUCGGAUGCCGGCCUCCUCACCGUCACCAUUAGCGGUGCCGCCAAGGAUGUUUCCGGUGCGGCUGCUGCGGCUGUCAAGACGCUGCAGGAGAUUGCGGGCGGCAACAUCAAGAGCGAGGACAUCCAAAAGGCCAAGGCCCGCGCCAAGUACCUGGAGCUUGAGCACGGCCAGAACAUCUUCGGCAGCCUCGAGCUGACCGGCGCCGGCCUUGCCCAGAGCGGCAAGCCCUACCAGCUGGACGAGACGGCCAAGGCCAUUGACGGCGUUUCGGAAGAGGUCGUCAAGAAGGCCGCCGCGGAGCUGCUCGAGUCCAAGGCGUCGGUUUCGACCGUCGGCGACCUUUUCGCACUACCCUUUGCGGAGGAACUGGGUCUGAGGGUGUAG